CAUUUUAUACCAAUCAAAAGAUGACAUAAAUCUGCUUCAUUCUCUUUACUAUAGUUCAGUGGUUUAACUUGAAGUUUACUUCCUUUGUCAUCAUUGUGCAUGAAAGUUAUCUCAAUUGGUGCAACUGCUGCUAGUUGUCUUAAAAUUCCUCAAAGCUGGAGAUGGGCUCAUGUUGCUGCAAAACUCAACCUGAGCCUGGAGGGAUGAGCAGCAACAAUGCCCCCAAUUCUGAUUGGUCGCUGUCCAAUGAAAGCAGUGCUGGAUUGCCUACAGAGCUAUCAACCACCAGCAGAUAUGUUUUAGAGACCCUUCAUGUCAUCCGCUCUCUGGUUGACAAUGACCAAGAGCCUCCUGCAUCAAUGUUGCACCUUCACAACGUUGCUGAUAAGGAGAGCGGGUGGCUGAGUGUUGUUCAGAGUAUGGUGGCCGUGAUCCCCCUUGAUGAUCCUCUAGGCCCUGCCGUCAUCACUUUAUUGCUGGAUGACUGCCCUUUACCAAGCAAGGAAACACUUGGUGAGUUGAGCCAGUUGUUCAGGCUGUGCAGCUGUGAAGCCGCACGCAGCGUUCUGCAGCCUUGCCGGCACCGCAACAUAUGUGUGGUGCUUGGCUGUAUUGCAGAGAAGCUGGCUGGUCCUGCCUCUGUUCCCCUCCUUACUCCACGCACCCUAGACUACCUGGUCACUCUUCUGUCUGUGGACACAAACCCUUGCGUGGUUCUUUUUGCUCUAAUUGCCCUGGAAAAGUUUGCUCAAACGCGUGAGAAUAAAAGCCUCAUCAGUGAACGUCUCAACAGCGAAGUGAAUUUCUGCCCCAUGCAUCCGCAAGUAUCGCCUGAUUCAUGCAAAGAAAGGAUUAUUGAAUCAACAGCAGAGAGACCCAACAUCGAAAGCAGUCGUUGCACACGCAGCGUAACUCGCCGCCUCACACAGCACAAGUUUGCCCAGCGGCUGAAGCGCAAGCACAAGCAGGCAACACUUGCAUCAACGUCAUCACCUGAGAACAAAAAUGGAUUUUCAAGUAAAAUAAAUGCCACAAGCCCGGUCACCGAUACGCGGGUGUGCAGUUCCGAUACGGACUCAGAGGAAGGGCCUGUCCAGAGUGGCGCUCAGCCCAAAAAGAGCAAGACUCUGACUUGCUCUGGAUCAAACAGGGGAAAUCCUCUGCUCAGGCUCGAGCGUUGGAUGCACUCUGAUCUUGGCUUUGUGCACAGACAAGUGGGAUUUUGUGCCCAGUGGUGCCUUGAUAAUCUGUUUAUGCUGGAAGGCCGCCCGUACUCCUACCUCAGCGUGGACCACACCAACCUCAACGCCAUGCUGAACGCCAACGACGUCAGCGAAUACCUCAAGAUCUCGCCUGAUGGACUUCAGGCGCGGUGUGACGCAGCCUCGUUUGAGUCAGUGCGGUGCACGCACCCCGUGUACAGCGGCGCGUGGUACUACGAGGUGACGCUCGUCACGGGCGGCGUCAUGCAGAUUGGCUGGGCCACCAAGGACAGCAAGUUCCUCAACCAGGAAGGUUAUGGCAUCGGUGACGACGAGUUCAGUGUUGCCUAUGACGGAUGCAGGAAGCUGAUAUGGCACCGCGCUGUGUCAGCGUCUCAUUCUCACCGCUGCUGGCGUCCAGGCGAUGUGCUGGGCUCUCUGCUGGACCUCAACCAGCGCCAGCUCAUCUUCUACCUCAACGGCCUGCCGCUCCUCACUCCUAUCACAGAGAUCUUUGCAGCCACGCAACUGUCAGGCUUCUUCGCGGCUGCGAGCUUCAUGUCUUUCCAGCAGUGCGAGUUUAACUUCGGUCGUCGCCCGUUCGCCUUCCCGCCUCCAGGCGUCAACUUCAUGAGUUUUAACGACCACGCUUCGUUGACCGACGUUGAAAGACGCAUACUCCCUAGACACCUGAAAUUGGCGCAGCUGCGGGCCAUCAGUGUGGACGAGGGCGCCUGCUCCAUCUGCUGCGACAAGCUCGCCCAGGUGGUGCUUAGGCCUUGCGGACACAGAGGUUUCUGCGAGGAAUGUUCUUACGUACUGGAACGCUGCCCUCUGUGCCGAGCCAACAUAGAACUCCGAGACCUAAGCAACUCAGCAAGAACUUCUCCCCAAACUGACAGCGAGAUGCCGAGACCGGAAAGUCGUUCAGCCGACACGUCGAGCGUCAAUUGUAGGAGCUCUUCUGGGUCUCUUGACGUCCAGCGUGAUGACAGUGCUACUAGUGCUGCUAGCGAGGGUGACAUUGCUGGUCGUAUUGCCGCCGAGGGUGAUGACCAUGUUAGUAGUGCUGCUGGCAUGCGUGAUGAGGCAAUAGAAGCUCGCGAGGACGCGGUAGGUGACUUUGUAGCGGUACCUCGCGUCGUUCCACUUGUCAGAAGAGGUGAUGGUAACUGUAAUACCCUAGCGGAACCUCUUGAUGUUCUCACAGCGCCUCAAGUUUCCUCUUGCGGUUCUCUGGUCCCCGUCGCAGCCAACGUGUCAGAAAACGAGAAUGGCUCUCACUGCAUUGAGAAAAAUUCUUCGUCAGUAAAUUUGAAGAGUAAAAAAGAUCGUUUGAGACUGCAAGUGAUAGAUCGCCCAAGUAAUGCCAUUGAGAGCAAUUAUGCUGUCAGUAAUUUAUCAAUAGAUAAUGACGAAGCGAUCUGCUCCACUGAAGCUAUUCCGACGAGCCAAUCUCUUCAGUGCUGUAACCAGAAGGCACAGUCGCUGAAUUCUAGCUUACCAAUAAUUCCCUUGACUAAUUCGCCAAAUGGUAUUUAUUCUAGUAUUUUAAGUUCUGUAUCUUUAAGUAUCCAAUGCGAUUGUGAUAAUAGAGAUAUUGAAGGUGGUUCGGUGUGUUUGCAUUGUAGCAUUGUCCGCUGCGAUGAUAAGGCCGUAUUUAAAUGUCAGUCUCCAUUGGAAGAGUUUAAAAUUCGAGAUGAAAAAGAAAACCCGCCUCGAACCACGCAGCUCGCUUUGUGUACUCAAAUUCAUAGUGCGCCUUUUACUGCCCCUGAUGCGGACGAAGCCUGUACAUCUAAGGCCUCAGUUCCGCAAGACCCUUCAAAUGUGAGACAAAAUCAAAGUUCGGUCUCCCACACUACCCUCACUCUAAAUACCGACAGCUUUCGUGAGCACGGUAUUGCACCUGAAGCUCAGUUGGCUGGGGCAAAUAUCUUAGGUGUGACUAGCAUCUCAUGCGCAGCCCUCCCAUCAGAUAUUGCUUGCGACGCUACAGCGCAGAAUAACUUUACCUGCAAUACGAGAGCUAAUAUCAACUGCAAUGGUGACUUUUGCUCCACUAACAAUGUGGCGCUUGCUUCUCAUCCUCCCACUAAUUCUGUAACCUGUCUCCCGUCUACUCCUGGGGCGUCAUCGAGUAGAAUUGUCCCUUGUACGCCUAGCGGGCCCCAAGAUGCUUCCAAACACAGUUGACGGUUUCGUUUUCCCCUCUUCCCCAAAUUUACUUCCGUUUCAUCCUCUAGAUGUAUUCGUAUUCAACCUAAUUAACUAUUCAGAAAUUUGUAAGCGUUAUUGUUUUUAUAUUUCAAAUUAUGUUUAUUUAUGAUUUAUUCAUGUAGGUAUUAAUGUUGUUGGAAGGUGUUUUGUUUCGUUACUCGGCUAGAAAUAUGCUACGUUUUAUUUUAGCUUCUUUAGAAUGUUUGAUGUCUUCUAUACUCAUCUGGAACAGAAGUGUUCGAAAUCAUCAACGAUCAUGAAUAACUUGGCACCAAGUACCCAUAGAGUGCCAAACUGUUUUUAAAUGGGAUUCUUCUAACUUGUAACCGUAUCAAGAUUUUCGGGUUUGUAAAGCAUUUUGUCUUUCUGUUUCGUCUUUUCUGUCGCUUCUUACGAGAUUCGGCCAGUGCUACUUCCGCCGUACCAACGUUGCUUGGGGACGAAUAUAGACCAGCUCCUUAAUUAACAGAUUGUUGUUGCUUUUUCUCGGGGCCCCGUCAUGGUACAAGAUCGAGUAACGCAUAAAAGCCACCACCCACGUAUACUCAGAUCACGAGUGUAGCUUGGAUGAAGAGUCAACAUGUCUUGGCUGUAAAGUCCUGUUGGUCGUGUUUUAUGUUUGUAACGAGCAUGGCAGUGCGAUCAAGAAGCGUUGGCUGUUGCGAAUACCAUUUGUAUGGCCAUAAUGGUGAGCACUGCACUGCUGGCUGUUGCGAAUACCAUUUGUAUGGCCAUAAUGGUGAGCACUGCACUGCUGGCUGUUGCGAAUACCAUUUGUAUGGCCAUAAUAGUGAGCACUGCACUGCUUAAGAUGUCUGGGGAGUUGUGCGGCUCCAGAGGGGACGAGAGACCAAGUGACGAGACGAGAGUCGUUGGUUGGAGUAACCUUUAAAAACGCAUACAUCUCCAGGAGCUGGUAAACAUCAGGUUGUUCUCAUCGUUCUUUUUCGUCUUACCAUUUCAUUUUCUGUCGCUGCUCAGAAUCACACCUAACGGCAUCGGACAUGACGACUUGAGUAGCUGAAAUCAAAUUAGCUACUCAAAAGACCACCUUCAGUUUCAGUCCGUAUCAUGUUUAAUUUAUGUAUUUAUUUUUAUUGUUAAGAAGUUUAGUUCCAUUAGUUGAUUAAACGGCAUUAUUUCAGAACAAAUCUGAAGUCCAUUUUUCCGUUUCAGUUUUCUAACUGAUAAAUCUCGGUUUCAUACUUGUGUGAUUUCAUACAUGUGUUGAAAUUUCUAUUCACUCAUCCUACAUGACAUGAAAUUGCCGGCUCCUCUUAUUCCGCUCAUCGGGCCACCGUUCGUUAUUUGCAUGAAGUGAAGUGAGCGCUUACAUUUAACAAUGUAUGGACUCGCUGGUGUAUCUGGUGCUUGAAAACAAUACUCGUAGUGUAUCCCAUUGUAGCGUUGGCUUCUGUGGCUUGCUAACCAAAAGCUACAGCUGAGUUACCAGCCUAUACAAUCUUAGACGUAGAUAUUCUCUUAUCAAUCAUUGCUUACUGAUAUAAUGCACUAUGGCAUUCGUGCUACUCGUUGUUGCUCGUAUUGAAGAUUUCUGACGAUUUUCAUGUUUUUACGCGGAAAUUGAUUUAAUGCAUAUUCAGAGGGCAGUCAUGUCAGGGGUGAUCUAAUUUUUUUCAAGUUCUUUAUUUCAAUGAUUGAAUUGAAAAAUGUUCUUUCUUGCUUGAAUGCUUCAUUUUCAGAGUCCUUUAUAUUUAUCUCCAGUCCUAUAUAUGCCUCCAGGCCUUAUAUUUGUCUCGAGUCCUACACUUGUUCGUUUAAUUCCAUAAGGUCGAUAAUUCACUCAGCUUUCUUACCACGAAAAAAGAAGCUCGUAUGUUCAUCAAAACUUGGGGUCAUACAAUAUGUUUCCGCUUCAAAUACUCUGACAGGAUAAAAUGUGUUUUUACGUGUGCGAUGAUCGAAAUGUAAAUGUUUUAUACAUUUUUAGCGUGAAUUUCAAAAAGCUGGGGUGUUUAUUUAGGUUGGUUUUUCGUUUUUAGUGUCUUCAAUAUCUACUAAAUUAAGAAUUUUAAAAACCAGGAAACGCCACUAAAUUUAUGUAAAUUCACGUAGAAACUUUUCGAAGACCAGCUCCAUUAUUAGUUCCUAACUGCACGAAUACGGGUUAAAUUAACAGAAUGACGAAAUAAUACACGAAUAAAUUAUAUAAUGACGAAAUUAAGAGAUUAAAAAGUAGAUAACCUAUAACGAGUGGAUAAGAUUUUUUCAAAGAUGUGCAUUGAACCAAUCUUGAAGCUAAGUCAAUCUAAACAAAAUUUAUACUUCCUAUUCGCUUGCAAUUAUUUAUUGAUAGAAUUUACAUUACGUGGCUAUAUAGAUUUUAAUCUCUUCCGUGUAAAUUUGGUGUUUUUAUUUAUUAUAAUUAUAUUAUUGAAGUUUCGAGCUACUGAUUGAGUUUGUCUAUGACACGUUUCCAGUGAAGAUACAAUAAAUUUACUUGGCAUUCUGCGUUCAAGUCCUUGUUUAAUUUGUUUAUUAUUACUUGACCAUAAUUUUCGUGUCAAAUGAUAUAUUUGAUUGUGAAUUUCUUGUCUAUACGAGUAUAGAGCGUUACAUCAUUUUCGCCUGAUCUCGUGACUGACUGGGCCCGAAACAUAUUCCGUUAGCCGGUUUUGUGAUAUAUGCCAAAAAGUUACGGUUCAUCGUCUCACUGAGGCAAGAUUUAUUCAUUAAAGAGUAAUGUCUA
Hyalella azteca is the source of this 6132-nucleotide messenger RNA. RefSeq lists its product as uncharacterized. NCBI's taxonomy places the organism in Eukaryota, Metazoa, Arthropoda, Malacostraca, Amphipoda, Hyalellidae. The coding region runs from base 162 to 3398 and encodes 1078 amino acids. The record is from RefSeq and is a predicted model, not a curated record. Gene Ontology annotation, molecular function: ubiquitin-protein transferase activity; protein binding. Gene Ontology annotation, cellular component: cytoplasm. The transcript has 13 exons.